Lachancea lanzarotensis is the source of this 1149-nucleotide messenger RNA. RefSeq names its product LALA0S12e03752g1_1. The record is from RefSeq and is a predicted model, not a curated record. NCBI's taxonomy places the organism in Eukaryota, Fungi, Ascomycota, Saccharomycetes, Saccharomycetales, Saccharomycetaceae. Gene Ontology annotation, cellular component: extracellular region. Gene Ontology annotation, biological process: carbohydrate metabolic process. The transcript has a single exon. Bases 1 to 1149 code for a protein of 382 amino acids. Gene Ontology annotation, molecular function: chitinase activity.
AUGAAAUGUUCAAUUUUUCUGGUGGUCCCGACAAUUUUUUCAGCGGUUAUGGCAGCGGUAUUUGACGCGAAUUCCAAUUCCAACGUCGCCGUUUACUGGGGCCAAGCUUCUGCAGGGUCCCAACAAUCGCUGGGCACAUACUGUCAGUCGUCGGACGUUGACGUAAUUCUUUUGUCGUUUCUACACUCAUUCCCGGAAAAUCUAAAUCUUCAUUUCACAUCAGACUGCCCCACAACUUUUCACAGCGGACUUUUACACUGCGAAGCAAUCGCUAACGACAUCAAAUCAUGUCAAAAUCUGGGCAAAAAAAUUAUGCUUUCCAUAGGAGGCUCUGCUGGCCCAUACGGUUUCCAAAACGAUAGCCAGGCCGCUGAAUUUGCCACUACACUGUGGAACACAUUUGCUGGCGGGUCUAGCAAUGAACGUCCUUUCAACGACGCUGUCGUUGACGGGUUUGAUUUCGAUAUUGAAAAUGGCAAUUCGACCGGUUAUAGUGCGAUGGCCAAAAAACUGAAAGAAUAUUACAGUGAAGCCGACAAAAAAUAUUACUUAUCUGCCGCUCCGCAAUGUUUUUAUCGUGACGCCUCGGUAGGUCAUCUUAUCGAGAACGUUGAGUUGGAUUUUGUAUUUAUCCAGUUUUACAAUAAUGCCUGUAAUGUGGACGCACAAUUCAACUGGGACACCUGGGCUCAAGCUGCAAAUGCGGCCCCAAAUUCCAAAGUUAAGCUUUUUUUGGGUCUCGCAGGAUCAUCAUCCGCUGCUGCAUCCGGUUAUUUGUCAGAUCUACAAAAAGUGCGUUCCACGGUUGAGAACAUCAACAAAGGUGUCAAUUUUGGUGGUAUAAUGCUGUGGGAUGCGUCACAAGGUUUCGCAAACCAAGUGGAAGGGAAGAGCUACGUGUCACAUAUGAAGGAAAUUCUAAACUCCACAAGAGGAAACCUGCUUGCUCUCAGCGUUGAAGAGAAUUCUAGUAGUAUCAGCACGGUGACGCAAUAUUCAACUUCCACCUCUGUCACCAGUGCAUUGAAUAUUUCGCCUGCUUCAAAUGAUCCCAAACCGACCUCUACGCGUGUGCCAACUUCUCAAGGCUCCAAAAUGGUGAAUUUUCUGGCGGAAUUUAUGAGAUAUACGAGAAGAGCGCUGCUAUGA